Molecule: messenger RNA, 1644 nt
Organism: Scutellospora calospora
Lineage: Eukaryota; Fungi; Glomeromycota; Glomeromycetes; Diversisporales; Gigasporaceae
Source: the annotation of a GenBank genome assembly
AUGAUUACCUCAAAUUUUGGUGCCAAGCGAACUUCAGGCUUUGUAGAUUCUCCCACACGCGAUAAAAGGCUUAAAACCAUAGCGUGCGAUGGAUGCAGAAGAAGAAAGGUUAAAUGUGAUGGAGAUGGAUACAAUCAUACACCUUGUAAAUAUUGUACUUCAGUCGGUCUAGAAUGCACAUAUGGAAAAAAUACUGGCCGUACAAAUACAAAUCAAUCACAGAUAGCAUUGUCUCGUCAACGAAGAGGUUCUAAUCAAAAUACGAAAACAACUAAAAAAGCUACUUCUUCUUCAACCACUAUUGUUACAACUUCGAAUACAAACAUACAAAAAUCUGCAUCAUAUAAUGGUUAUCACAAAACUUCACUUUCCGGUGAUUCUAAAAUUAGUAAUAAAGAUCGAAGAUAUGGAACACCCACUCUCUCUGGGCUCUCUGAUGAAAUCAUGCUUACUAUUUUCAAGCACAUUCGCUUUCCAAUUAGCUUAUUAAUGGUUAGCAAGAAUUGGCAUGAAUUAUCCAAGAAUCAUGAUGUGAGGGCGAGUUGGAUGAUUUUUCAAUUUGGUAAAGCACGUGCGCUUUUUUAUGCAAUUCGCUUUGGGCCAAAUUUUAUAAAUGUUCCUACCAUUAAUAUGAUCAUUGAGAAAGGAGGAAUGGUUUCAAGGUACUUAGUCCAGAAGCUCUUGCUUUUAUUCGGAACAUAUGACCAAAAAUUAAUAGAAACAAAGAUAGAGUAUAGUGUGGGAAAUAAAGAUAUUGAACAAAUUCGAAAGGUGCAAAAAAAAAGUGCUUUGCCCUGGGGCAGUAAUAUUCCUCUUAACGUCUUUACUUAUAUUCUACUCGAAGCGUCAAAACAAUUAAAUCCAUUCAAUAAACCCGAGCCUUAUAUCGAUCUAGCUAUUAAAGGUAACGAUGAGGAAUCUUUCCAUUUUCAAAGCGAUGGGCCGCAUGCAAUUAAUCAAGCUAGACAAAAACUCGAAGAAAAUUUACAAUCUAUCAAAGAGCUGAUCUUAAAAUGGAAGUUCAUUCCUUUCCCCCCAAGGUCUAAGAAUAAGCAGAGUGAUGACAAAAUUAUAGAAGAAUAUCCCACUAAAGGCAAACCAAAAGAGCCUAAAAUUGGUGCGAGUGGUGUUAUUGAAAGGGAUAAGUUACAAAUUGAUUUUGAUAUAUUAGAAAGUGAAGAGUCAUCUGAACUAGUAUCUGAAGAUUCCCAAUCAACUAUUAUUUCUGAAAUUAGUAAUGAAACAGUAGAAUUGGAACUUGAUAAAAUAUAUUUUGAAGAAUCACAAGAGUUGGAUAAUGAUAUAGAAAGAAUAUAUGAAAUCAAUAAUAAUAUAGAUGAAAUACAAGAAAUCAAUAGCAAUAUAAGUGAUAUAGACAAUAUAGAUGACAAUAUAAGUGAUGUAUGCAAUAUAAGUGAUGAAAUUAAUCUUGAAUUUCAUACAAAAAGACAAGAAUCCAAUAAUGAAAUAGAGAAAAUUCAAGAAAUCGAUAACAAUAUAGAUAGUGAAUUAAAUUAUUUCAAUAUAAUACAAGAGAUUCAUACUGAUUUAUAUGAUUCCAAAAUUGGAAGUUGCUCUAAAACUAUACUAGCUUCAGAAAUUAUUGAAAUUAUUGAUUCAGAUAAUGAUCUUUAUGAAAACUAA